GUUCGCGAGAUCUUUAACGUUUUCCAAUUCUGUUCGUUACUCCCGAAGAGCCCAUCAACAUGAUCGGUAAUAUUAAUCUACUGGUUUUUGGGAUGAUGUUCCUUUUCGGAAUGGCCCUUACUCAUCAACCGUCCAACCAGCAGGACAUGGAAGCAAUGCAUAAAAACAGAAGGAUUGCCAUAGUAAACGAACUUAUCAAAGCUCAAGACCAAAUCCAAACAGCGCUGAAAAGGAUGUAUAAAGCCGUAGGCCCUCCGGGUAACGAGCAUAGCCCUGGCGGAGAGGACGAUUGUAGCGAGGAGAGCAACGAAAUCAGACCCAACUCUGGAGAGGAAGAUGCCUUCGAUCGAAUGAAGCAGCAGCAAAUCCAAGACGCCCGCAAACAGAUUCACGAGUACACCCAUCAGCUCGCUUCCCAGAUGCUGGAGGUGGAUAAAUCGAUCGAGAAAAUAACGCGAAAGGUCGAUAAAGAAAUCAAGGACAGCAAAACGGAGGUGAACUAUACUUUGUUCUAUAACAAACCAGCUCGGCCGGGAGCGCAUCACGGCAGCCACGAGGAACGUCCCGAACACGGUCACAAAGGAAGAAAUGUGCGUCCACAAAGAUCGAUGGUUUCCAGAAGCCCUCGGCAGUUGGGCGAACAUGGAUCGGAAGGAGCAGCGGAAGAAGGCCAAACAGUAGACGUGGGUGAUGGGGAAGACGUACCAGCAGUGAUAGUUGAAAAUGUGCAGUCAUGA
Messenger RNA from Armigeres subalbatus, 737 nucleotides. RefSeq lists its product as uncharacterized. The coding region runs from base 60 to 737 and encodes 225 amino acids. The record is from RefSeq and is a predicted model, not a curated record. The transcript has 2 exons. Lineage: Eukaryota; Metazoa; Arthropoda; Insecta; Diptera; Culicidae.